Stylophora pistillata is the source of this 1268-nucleotide messenger RNA. Its product is annotated as putative ethanolamine kinase. Gene Ontology annotation, biological process: phosphatidylethanolamine biosynthetic process. Gene Ontology annotation, cellular component: cytoplasm. Gene Ontology annotation, molecular function: ethanolamine kinase activity. The record is from RefSeq and is a predicted model, not a curated record. NCBI's taxonomy places the organism in Eukaryota, Metazoa, Cnidaria, Anthozoa, Scleractinia, Pocilloporidae.
UCUGCCUGCGAAAAGGUAAAACUACAGCGUGCAGAUCAUACACAGCGAGAAGCAUUGAGAAACCUCUUAUCGCUUAGGGUCAAUCGUCAUGGAAAUUCCUCAUUUCAAGCACAAAUUAGAUCCGGAAAAUAUCGAAGAAAGCAUCAAGCCGAUUCUAAAGCAGAUCAGACCAGGAUGGGACACCAACGAAGUCAAAUUCAAACAGUUUAAUGAAGGAAUCAGUAACAUGCUUGUUGGCUGCAAUAUGCCGGGUCUUGCUCCGGGCGAAAUGAUCCUUUUCCGGUUGUUCGGAAAUAAAACCGAGCUUUUUAUAGAUCGGAAGAAAGAGCUGGAAACUUUUCAGAUUUUGCAUUCGAAGGGCUACGGACCCCCUGUCUACGGAACUUUGGAGAACGGUCUGUCGUACGGAUUUUUAGCAGGGGAUGUCCUUGACACGGAUACGAUCGCGGACCCUCAUAUAUCGUCACUUUGUGCUCGCCACAUGGCCCAGUUACACGCGAUCAAAAUUGAUCACGACAACUCCAAACAUAAAGCAGAGCCAAUGCUUUUCAAUGGAAUGAUCAAAUACUUGAAUCUUCUUCCUGAAAAGUUUGAAGACCCGAAGAAAAACGAAAGGUUUGAGAAGCAAGCUCCCAGCAAGGCUAAGUUGAAGGAAGAGAUUGAAGCCCUCAGGAGUGUUUUACUUACACAUAAUUGUCCAGUGGUGUUCUGUCAUAAUGACAUGCUCUGUAAAAACUUAGUGUACAAUAAAGAUAAAGAUAUUAUUCUUAGCAUUGAUUAUGAGUAUGCCAGCAUGAACUUCUUGCCUCAUGACAUAGGAAAUCACUUCUGUGAAUAUGCAGGUGUUGAUGAGGUUGAUUACAGUUUAUAUCCCAAAAGAGGACAUCAGUUAAAAUGGAUUGCUGUUUAUCUUGAAGAAGCUGCAAGAUUAAGGGGUGAGAGGAAUCCUAAAAUUUCUGAUGCAGAAAUAGAGAAGCUCUAUGUACAAGCCAAUCACUUUGCUUUGGCGGCUCAUUUCUAUUGGUCAAUGUGGGCUUUGGUGCAGGCACACUUCUCAGCUAUUGACUUUGAUUUCUUAGGGUAUGGAAUAGCCCGCUUCAAUGAGUAUUUCAGAAGAAAGGAGGAGUUUUUGGCACUAUCCUAUGAUUAGUGAUGAAGAUGGACUGAUGUCUCCCGAAGCAAUAUUCAGCACUCAACACUAACAGUAGCCAACCAGCUACAGACCAGUAGAAAUUCAGUUUUAACUAGUGGUUUUUUAUUUCCGCUAG